Molecule: messenger RNA, 2830 nt
Organism: Orbicella faveolata
Lineage: Eukaryota; Metazoa; Cnidaria; Anthozoa; Scleractinia; Merulinidae
Product: von Willebrand factor A domain-containing protein 7-like
Source: RefSeq, a predicted model, not a curated record
GCCAAGACAACAAUGUUGUGACUUAUUUCAGCUCACAACUGUUGUCGAUAUAUCAAAGGCAAGAUGAUUCUCUCUCGGCUUGUCCAAGUGCUUUUAAGUUAAUCUGAAGUAUUUUAUCUUCCAAAACAACUGGACAUGGGCGAAAACGCAGUCAUGACCUUUUGAUUCCUUUUCAUCACUUUUCAAGAUUUCGAAACCAUCCAGGAGCGCCCCAUGGCGCCAGCGGCACGAUUCGAUUGUGAAGCUCCCACUUCCGACUGGAACGGAUAACGUAUAUAAAAGCCGCGACUGAAAACGCCAGCGUGGGAAAGCAUUUACACUCUUACUGUCACAAGCAAUAGCUUUCUUCUAGCCAUGAAGAAAGUUACAGUGCUGGGCAUUGCAGCGCUCGCUGCGAUAGUACUUUUACUCGAUGUUUCUGAGGGCGCUGGGGAUUUCUUUCAAAUCUUGGACGAAACGACGGCAGAGUACUUGAUGGGCGACAGCGAGAAGCUUCAUCGGAGUAGCAGUGGAGCCGCCAUGACUGGGCCUAGAAAUAACAAAUACUUAGAAGCCUCCAUGCAGAUUAUCAAAGGAAUGGCUGAGUCAAAGAUGACGAGAAGAAGAUUAAGUGCGAGAAGAGAGAGGCAGCUCGCAGGCUACAUCAAAAAGGCCAUCACGAAUGGGGAAAUGCCUAAAGCGAGACAGAUGAUCGGCCAACUGAUACCCCCUGAGUGUCACUGUCCGAGGACUCAAGGUCGAUGCCAAGAAUCCGAUUUACCCCGUCACUGCAGGAAAAAGAAACCAAACAAGCACGUAAACGUGUUUAAACAGCUUCGUGCUAUUCUGGAUGAAACAGACGUCGAUAAUCUGUUGGGAAUCAGUGGCGGUGUUUCUCUUAUAUUCGUGAUUGAUACUACAGGAAGUAUGGGAAACGAGAUAGCUGCCGCAAAGGAAAUCGCCAAAGCUAUUGCUGCUCAUCCCAGAGACUCAGCUGUGGAUUUUAUUUUAUCGCCAUUCAACGAUCCUAAAUGGGGAAAUGUUUACCGAUGUCCCAGUGUGAAAUCGUUUGUUGAAGCUCUGGAUACGCUAGUAGCCGAGGGAGGCCGUGACUGUCCUGAGCUGACUUUCAACGGGAUCAUAGACGCCAUCGAGAAGGGCGAUCCUUUUGUCAGCUCCCCCAUGUUCGUGUUUACUGACGCCGGUGCUAAAGAAGGAGAUGGACCAAAAUACACUUUUGAGAAUGCGCUUGGCUUAGCCCAGCACUACAUGAUUCCUGUGAACUUCUUCUACAGCACCGAGUCUGGCUUUUGUGGGACAUUCGAAAAUCAUGACACCUUUGUUAAGCUCUUGGAUGAUACCCAAGGAUUUGGACUGCAGUUCAACUCAUCUGGAGAGAUACAGAGGAUGGGACGUGUUAUAUCCACGGCUCUAGAUGGCACGGCGACUAUUCUGGAGGUCAGAUCAAGCGGGGCUUCUGGCAGAAUAGUUCGACCACACAAGCGCGCUCCAGGGAGAGAUAAGACGUAUACCCUUCCUGUAGAUGACACCGUUGGAAAGUUAGUAGUCUCAUUCUUCGCCUCAGAAGAAGCUCAUCUUGUCCAGCUGCGCAAUCCAAAUGGAUUACUUGAGCCCCGAACGGAAGAUCUUGCCCAAGGGGGGGUGUGGAUCAUAGAAGAACCCGUUCUGGGUUUGUGGGAGCUAAUCAUCCCGGUUGAAGUUGGAACGCAUUCAUUCAAGGUCAAGUCGAGCAGUAGUUUUAACUUGGAGUUCGAUUACUUCUUCCUACUCAGGAAUAAGCUUGGUGGGCAAUGGAUUGAGUAUCCGAUUGAUUACCCCCUGUUAGGUCAAAACGCAACAGUUGGCCUCGUUAUCCCAUUAAAGGAACGUUUGAAGCUUCCCUCCCUCCGUCUGUCGCUUGUGGAUGGAUCAGGACGUGUGUUCCAGGAGGCCACCCUUGACACGAGCAGUCUCGUCGCUACAUUUGUUCCUAUUCCUCUUCCUUUCAAAUUCCAACUGUCGGGCAGUACAAGAGCUGGGCAGUCUUUCCAGAGAAUAUCACGAAGCUUCAUCAAAGCGAAGAACGUCUUGCUUCGCUUGCAAAGAGGAAUCGACUAUAAAACUCUGGAGUGUGGUAGUACCAUACGAAUGUCUUUUGCCCUCUACUACAACGGUGCACAAGGCGAGAUUUUUGACGUCGCUGUGAACUCGUCUCUGGUUAUAAAGACCGCCACCAACUCAACGAAACGCGCCAUAGAAAUUCGGUAUAGAAAAACGGUACAAAAUACAUGGGAGAAACACAGGCAGGUUUUCUUUACUGUGGAAUUGAAAACUCCGCGAGAUGUCACGGGCAUUCUCAAUGAGUGGGACACCGUUCAAGUGACUGUGAAGAAAACUCCAGUUGGGAGCGAUGCCGACGUGACGUCAUUCACCGAGCAUUUUAAAGUCACAUGCUCACGUUAAAAGAAAGAAAAGAAAACGCCGCUGGCCUGCUAAAGAACGCUCUGUGUUGGUGGAAGCUUGCUGUUAUAGAACUGGGGUUAGGACCGUUAGCAUGAAUGUUUUAUUUUCCCGCGCUUGGUGCCGGUUGCAUGUGUCUUCUGUAAUAUUCUGAUUGGUUCUUAUGCCGGUUAAAUGCUUUUCUCGUGAUUGGUUUGAUAUGAAUAUUUCAGACAUCCAUUAGGGAACCUCUUGAAAAAUAGAAUAUAUAGAUCUGGUAAACUAAAAGCAAGCAAAAUGAGGCAAUGAACGUAGUUUACUAAAGAAAUUAUGUAAGCACAAUACGCUAUUUUAGAAUGUCAUUUAAGGCCUAUAUUUUUGACAAUAAAGCUUCCUUAUAUUGAAACCUCGA